Molecule: messenger RNA, 2080 nt
Organism: Hyla sarda
Lineage: Eukaryota; Metazoa; Chordata; Amphibia; Anura; Hylidae
Product: gastrula zinc finger protein XlCGF26.1-like
Exons: 3
Coding region: 45-2015 (656 amino acids)
Biological process (GO): negative regulation of transcription by RNA polymerase II
Molecular function (GO): DNA-binding transcription repressor activity, RNA polymerase II-specific
Source: RefSeq, a predicted model, not a curated record
GUAGUGUAACCAGUUCUGGAUCUCUCCAACUCACCAGCAGAUUCAUGUCAUCUGCUGCAGCACUUUUUGGGCAGAUCCUAGUAACCUCCUUCCUCUGCUUCCACCCUGUUUGCUGGCUCUGCUGGUCUGAGCAAUUCCCCAAGAUGGCUGCAAGUACAUUUCACAAAGAUUCCACCUCCUCAGCUAGUUACUGCUCAGUUCAUUUUGUCAUCCAAUGGGCACAUCAGGGAGAAGAUAUGAACAAUAUUAAUGUUCCAAAGACAGAUUGGAGCCGUGAUGAGCAGUAUAAGGAGAACAUUCCUACAGGAAAAGAUCCAAUCUAUAUUAACACUGCAGACAUAAAGGAAGAAGAAGAGGAGGCAGAUGUGAUCAGUGAUGAGCAGGAUAAGAAGGACUUUCCUACAGGGAAAGAUCCAAUCUAUAUUAAUGCUACAGACAUAAAGGAAGAAGAAGAGGAGACAGAUGUGAGCAGUGAUGAGCAGUAUAAGGAGGACAUUCCUACAGGAAAAGAUCCAAUCUAUAUUAACACUGCAGACAUAAAGGAAGAAGAAGAGGAGACAGAUAUGAGCGAUGAUGAGCAGUAUAAGGAGGACAUUCCUACAGGUAACCGUCCAGAUGACUUUACCAGGAGAUCAGAGGAGAAUCUUAUAUCUUCAUAUUAUAAAGCAGAUGAUGAUAUCACACAAGAUACAUAUGAAGAACAUUCCAUUAUCCCAGAUACACCCUCAGCCCUUCACAGCCAAGAUCUGUCAUCUCAUCCUGUUAUACAAGUCCGACCUAAAGAUUCAUCUCAGUCUGUUAAACAAAAUAAGGGAAAGCGAUUUUCAUGUCCAGAAUGUGGGAAAUGUUUUUCUCGGAAAUUAAGUAUUGUUAGCCAUCAAAGAACUCACACAGGAGAGAAGCUAUUUUCAUGCUCAGAAUGUGGAAAAUGUUUUAGACAUAGUUCAAAUCUUCUUAAACAUCAAAGAAUUCACACAGGAGAAAAGCCAUUUUCAUGUUCAGAAUGUGGGAAAUGUUUUACUCACAAAUCACAUCUUGUUACGCAUGAAAGAAUGCACACAGGUGAGAAGCCAUUUUCAUGUUCAGAAUGUGGGAAAUGUUUUACUCGGAAAUCACAUCUUGUUAUGCAUCAUAGAACUCACACAGGAGAGAAACCAUUUUCAUGUUCAGAAUGUGGAAAAUGUUUUAGUCAGAAUAGAAAUCUUGUUGAACAUCAAAGAAUUCACACAGGAGAAAAGCCAUUUUCAUGUUCAGAAUGUGGAAAAUGUUUUACUGAGAAAUCGUAUCUUUGUAUACAUCAAAGAAUUCACACAGGAGAAAAGCCAUUUUCAUGUUCAGAAUGUGGGAAUUUUUUUACUAAGACAUCACAUCUUCGUAUGCAUCAAAGAAUUCACACAGGAGAAAAGCCAUUUUCAUGUUCAGAAUGUGUGAAGUGUUUUACUCGGCAAUCACAUCUUGUUAGACAUCAAAGAAUUCACACAGGAGAGAAGCCAUUUUCAUGUUCAGAAUGUGGGAAGUGUUUUACUCGGCAAUCACAUCUUGUUAGACAUCAAAGAAUUCACACAGGAGAGAAGCCAUUUUCAUGUUCAGAAUGUGGGAAAUGUUUUAGUCAGAAUGGAAAUCUUGUUGAACAUCAAAGAAUUCACACAGGAGAAAAGCCAUUUUCAUGUUCAGAAUGUGGGAAAUUUUUUGCUGACAAAUCAGGUUUUGUUAUGCAUCAAAGAAUUCACACAGGAGAAAAGCCAUUUUCAUGUUCAGAAUGUGGGAAAUGUUUUACUGGGAAAUCAAAUCUUGUUAUGCAUCAAAGAAUUCACACAGGAGAAAAGCCAUUUCCAUGUUCAGAAUGUGGGAAACGUUUUACUCAGAAAACAGAUCUUGUUAAACAUCAAAGAAUUCACACAGGAGCAAAGCCAUUAUCAUGUUCAGAAUGUGGGAAAUGUUUUACUCAGAAAUCAAAUCUUAUCAAACAUCUAAGAAUUCAUGCAGGAGAGAAGCCAAUUGAGAUCAAUAAAUGAUGUAGAUAACACAUCUAUAUAUUAACCAUGUACAGUGGGGAUCAAUUUGUAUUAAUGUGCAUAAA